Messenger RNA from Poecilia reticulata (guppy), 2238 nucleotides. It is a transcript of the gene utp4, whose product is annotated as UTP4 small subunit processome component. The record is from RefSeq and is a predicted model, not a curated record. Lineage: Eukaryota; Metazoa; Chordata; Actinopteri; Cyprinodontiformes; Poeciliidae. Gene Ontology annotation, biological process: maturation of SSU-rRNA from tricistronic rRNA transcript (SSU-rRNA, 5.8S rRNA, LSU-rRNA). Gene Ontology annotation, molecular function: RNA binding; protein binding. Gene Ontology annotation, cellular component: small-subunit processome; t-UTP complex; 90S preribosome.
UUACGUCAUGACGCACUUCCCCCUGGACUUCCUGCUCCGGGUCAUGAUCAACGUGGUUCCUGAUGUUUUGAAACGUGUAGCGUUAAAUCUAUGAUCCAAAUGGGGGAGUUUAAGGUGCACCGGGUACGCUUCUUUGACUACAUGCCCAGCGCCAUCCGGUCCAUGGCCUUCAACAGCCAAACGGAGCGGCUGGCCGUGGCCCGAGCAGACGGCGCCGUGGAGAUCUUUAACUUUGCUGACAACUACUUCCAGGAGAAGAUCAUCGCCGGGCGGGACGGGCGGUCCAUCGAGGCGCUUUGCUGGGUCGGCUGUCGUUUGUUCAGCGCCGGUUUGGACGGGGAGAUCACAGAGUAUGACUUGGAGAACCUGAGGCCUCGGUACAGCAUCGAGGCCUACGGAGGACCAAUCUGGACAAUCAGCAGCAACAGCCAGGGGAUGCAGCUGGCGGCUGGCUGUGAAGACGGGACUGUGAAGAUGUUUGAGGUCCUGGAGGACAGGAUUCAGUUCCAGACGAACCUCAGCAGACAGAAAGGUCGGAUCAUAUCGCUGUCCUGGCAUCCGUCUGGUGCUCAGAUAGCAGCAGGAAUGAUGGACAUGAUCAAGAUCUUUGACUCAGAAACAGGCCAGGCCACUCACAGGCUGCUGGUGGACCGAGGCGUUGGAACCUCAAAGAGCCAGGAGGUGGUGGUGUGGAGCGUCGCCUUUCUGAGCGACCACACCAUCAUCAGUGGCGAUUCUGCAGGAAAGGUCCAGAUCUGGGAUGGGUUGACUGGAACUCUGAUCAGAACCCAUCUGGUCACUAAGUGGGAUGUCCUGGUUCUGGCCGUUUCACAGGACGAGAGCAGUGUGAUCGCCGGGACGUCUGAGGGAACCAUUGUCCAGUUCCAGUUCCUCUCCUCCGCUGUGGGCCAGCAGGACAAGCUCUGGGUCCAGACCAGAACCUUGAAGAACCACUCGCAUGACGUUAGGGCGCUGGUUCACACCGACACGGCCGUGGUUUCUGGAGGUAUGGACACCCAGUUGGUGGUGAGACCCCUGCUGGACAAAGUGGAGAAGUACAGCCAGGAGUCUGCGCUUCGUAAAAUUGCUUUCCCUCAUAAAAACCUUGUUAGUUGUGCAAAGAAAGCUGGACUUCUGCUCUUCCAGUUCCCGGACCAUCUGGAGCUGUGGAGGCUUGGAGAGAGCGACAGAAAUGGAACACCUGGAGAGAGUCUACCUGUGAAGAGGAAACCAGAGAAACUGAUCCAGCUGAAGACAAAGGGCGAGGACCAUAUCUGCUGCAGCGCGUUGUCUCCGUGUGGAAGCUGGUUAGCUUACGCCACCGUUGCCGCCGUUCGUCUCUACAGGCUGCAGCUCAGCAGCAACAACGUCAGCAUCCAGAAGGUGUCCAAGCUGCCCAGGGAGCUGAAGUCGGUGCAUCAGCUCUGCUUCUCCUCGGACUCCUGCAGGCUGUUCGCCUCUUCCAGCUUCUCCUCCGUCGUCGUCGUCGCUCUCGACCAGACGGACUGUAAAUACCUUCACACCCUCAAACACAAGUCUGGCUCCAAACAGCCGAUCCACAUCCUGUCUCCCAGUGAAGACGGUCAGUGGCUCGCGACGGCGAACACAGACUGCGAGAUCCACGUCUUCAACCUUCGAAAGAUGAAGCUGCACUGCUCGGUCCCGGCCUACAGCUCCUGCCCCACGGCCGUCUCCAUCCACCCGACCAGCGGCAACCUCGUCUCCGUUCACGCCGACCAGCAGAUCUUUGAGUUCUCCCUGAAGCAGAAGGAGUACAGCGAGUGGAGCCGGCAGCUGCAGAGGCAGGGCCUGCACCCGCUGUGGCUGCAGCGCGACACGCCCGUUACCCAGAUCACCUUCAACCCCAACAACCCGGCGCACAUCAUGCUGCACGACGUGUUCAUGUUCUGCAUCAUCGACCAGAGUCUGCCUCUUCCUGAAGCGAAGUCGAAGUUCUACAAUCAGAGGAUCCUCCGGAGUCUUCCUGAGCCCCAGAGGCUCAGAGAAAGCCACGCCUUCAAGGCCUGCAAGAACUUCCAGCACCUGCUGUCUGUGAACCUGCUGGAGGAUCUGUCUCUGGUUGUGGUGGAGCGCCCCCUGGUGGACAUCGUGUCUCAGCUCCCCGCUCCUGUGCGGCAAAAGUUGUUUGCCACCUAAACAGCGAUCAAGUCAUCAUGAUCACAGUUAUUUCUCCAGUUUGUUGGAGAUGUUUUGAUAAAGUAAAAACUGAGAACCAGC